AUGACGAAGGCCUAUGUCGCUGUCGCUCUUGGACUUAUGCUGCUCAAAGUGUGCACGUGGGCCGUCCUGCUGCGCCCGCACGUCAGUCUCCUGCUCAACAGUCUCUACUGUACAGCCACUGCAUUCAUGUUCUGGAGCUACGCACAGGCGCUGCGCCAUUGGCCCCCAACAAGAGCCGAAGAGAGACCUCCUCGCACACGUCCGCCGCGUCCCUUGGACCUGCCCGAGCCAUUCACCCGCUACUGCGAGCGCUGUGACGCCGACAAAGCUGCAGACGUUCAUCACUGCUCCGUGUGCCAUCGAUGCGUCUACCGCAUGGACCACCACUGCCCCUGGACGGGCACUUGUGUGGCGUGGCGCAACAAAAAGGUCUUCCUGCUCUUCCUCCUGUACACGUCCCUGAGCUGCUGGGCAUUUAACCUCAUGGCUUCUCGCGCAAUAAGAGCCGCAGUGGCCACGACCACAAGUGCCGCGUGGCUGCUCAAGUGUGGCUGGAUCUUGACGCUGAGCAUCGGCUCGCUGCUUGCGGGGUACUUUGUCUUUCAUCUGUGGCUGCUGCGAGAAGGCAAGACGACACUGGAGUUUCUCACUGGAAAGCCCGGCGAGCUGGUCGACUGCAGCUUCAAGCACAAUGUGACAGUGUACUUCGGCCGUGCCAUGUGGGAGUGGUGGAUACCGACAACGCCGAUACUGGAUGCUGCAAUAGCGGGAAGAGAACGUGAUGAGGCCGAUGAACGCGAGACGCUAGCACAGCUUGUUGUAACGGAAUAG
Hyaloperonospora brassicae is the source of this 771-nucleotide messenger RNA. The record is from the annotation of a GenBank genome assembly. NCBI's taxonomy places the organism in Eukaryota, Oomycota, Peronosporomycetes, Peronosporales, Peronosporaceae.